UCAACUUCCUGUUUUUGUAACAUUAUUACGUGCCUUAGAAAGGUAUAAGAUGUAUUUGUGAAACACUUUAAUUUGGGUUGGAUUAAAAUAGUCAUUUUAUUAAGCGUUUAGCAUCGGGCUAACCGGCUAGCUCAACCUGCGUCGGUUAAUUCUUCUUCUCCUGUUUUAAAUUCGGGGUCCAUCUCCUUCCCCCAUCCUCCGAAGGGCUUCAUGUUGAAGCGCCUGCCCGCUGUCUGCGCUCUGCUUCCCCGCUGCCUCGCCUCCGCCACCCCGCGUACUCUGAGCAGCGACCGCGGCCUUGCCGGCAGGAUGGAGGCGGCCGUGGUGCGGUGCCUUCCCGGCGAGCCGAAGCUCACCAUCUCCUUCUGCCUGGAGGACAGCCACAAGCACAUGCUGCGCGACCAGAGCGAGGCUCUGGGCAAGGUGCUGAGUCGCAUCUCCAACGCCGUCGUCAAGAGCCACGCAAAGGCGAAGAAGUCAAAGAAGAACCGCGACCAGCAGCCGAGCGAAGCCCCGGAGCCCGCCGUGGUGAAGCUGUUCUUCGGCGGCGACGAGGUGCCCGACACGCUGCCGAACUCCGAGGCCUGGCAGGACGGAGCCGUGCUCCAGGUGGGAGAGGUGACGUACAGCGUGCAGAGGAACGCGCCCACCUUCACCGCGGCGGAGCUGCCGCAGUCGCUGAUGGCCGGCUUCCCUGUCUGCCCCAAGCUGGAGGUGGAGUUUGGGAACCUGCAGGACUGCGAGUUUGUGUGGUUCAAAGAAAACUCCGCAAGUGCAAGCAGUCCUGCGGCGGCCACAGACGCUCCGGCCGAGGAAGGUGGAUGGACGCGGGUGGGAUCUGAGCGUGUCCACGUCCCGUCCAAUCAGGACGUCGGCUGCAGACUCAAACUGCUCUGUACUCCCAGAGACGGCCGGCGGAGCGGUCCGGCCAGAGAGCUGGUCUCCGCGGGGGCCGUGGAGGCCGGGCCGGGCGUGUGCACGUUCGACAACCGUCACGCGUACACGUCGAAGGUGGCCCAGUGGCCGGCGGUGAGGGUGGUGUCCUACAACAUCCUCGCAGACGUCUACGCCCAAACGGACCUGUCCAAGACGGUGCUGUACCCGUACUGCGCCCCCUACGCUCUGCAGCUGGACUACCGGCAGAACCUGAUCAAGAAGGAGCUGGCCGGCUACAACGCCGACAUCGUCUGUCUGCAGGAGGUGGAUAAAGGGGUGUUUGCGGACAGUCUGACUCCGGCUCUAGACGCUUACGGCCUGGACGGCGUUUUCAGGCUCAAAGAGAAGCAGCACGAAGGACUCGCCACGUUCUACCGCAGGUCAAAGUUUCGCCUGCUCAGCCGCCACGACGUCAUGCUGAGCGAGGCGUUGGCGUCCGAUCCCUCACACGCCCCGCUGCUGGAGAGGCUUUCUGCCAACGGCGACCUGAAGGACAGGAUCCUGCAGCGGUCCACCUCCCUGCAGGUCUCUGUGCUGGAGGACCUCGUUAAGCCAGGCAGGAAGGUGUGCGUGGCCAACACUCACCUGUACUGGCACCCCAAAGGGGGGAACGUUCGCUUGGUCCAGAUGGCCGUGGCUCUGCAGCACCUGAGUCAGGUGGUCAGGGACGUCGCACCUGGAGCGCCGCUGCUCUUCUGUGGCGACUUCAACUCCACCCCAAACUCAGGUGUGGUCCAGCUGCUCAGCGAGGCUGCGGUUCCUCGGGAACAUGCCGACUGGAGCAGCUCAGGCCCUGAGGAGACCUGCUGCAUGGAGCUGGGCUCCACCUUCCCUCCUCUGCUGAGCGCCUGCGGACAGCCGGCUUACACCAACUAUGUGGGCGGAUUUCACGGCUGCUUGGACUACAUCUUUAUCCAGCCGGAGAGCAUGAAGGUGGAGCAGGUGAUUCCCCUGCCCACCCACCAGGAGGUCACCACCUACAAGGCCCUGCCCAGCGUGUCUCACCCCUCCGACCACAUCGCGCUGGUCUGUGACAUCCGAUGGGACCCAUGACCUCUGACCUUCUCAUUGAGAUGCAGUUGUCUGGAAGUGAAGAAAGGCAUGAAGGAGAUGAGAUGAGAUGUUUGGGAAGAUGCAGAGUGACUGAUUUUCAUCACUGAUGUUCAGUGUUGGGACUGUUGGCUCAUUUUUAAUGAAAAGCACUACGUUGAUUAUUUUACUUACACCCAGCAGAUGUCACUGUUUUAACUUCAGAAGAUGUCUGAUGGAUUAAAGGGACAUAUUUAAGAUAAAUACUCAUUGUCUCUCAUCAGAUUAUUAUUAUUAUUAUUAUUAUUAUUAUUAUUAUUGAGGCCUGGUGCUGUUGCUCAGUGAUGCUCAGAUUGACCCGUUUAACUCACAUUCCUGUUUUAUCUUCUUUUUGAUGACUCUUAGAAGACAGCCUGACAUGUGGAUUCCCCCUUUGAGAAGAACUGCUGCCGUCUCUGGUUGCUACUUAAGGAUUGAUUCCCUAUAAACAUUUUUCACAUUUUGUCAUGCUACAGUCACAAAAAUCCAACGUCUUAAUUGGGUAAAGCACAAAGCUAUACUUUGUUUUCUUUACAAAUAAAACCCUCAAAUUGUGUUGAAGGGUUAUUGAUACUUUUAGGAGAUGUAAAUGGAGCAAUAAUUCUCCUUUUAUUGCAACUAUCUGUUGGUUCCCUGAAAAGAAAAGGUGGCAUAAUGUGGAAAUGUAGAAAUAAAGUUUAUUCUGAGAGGCUGAA
This is a messenger RNA of Fundulus heteroclitus (mummichog), 2699 nucleotides long. It is a transcript of the gene pde12, whose product is annotated as phosphodiesterase 12. Gene Ontology annotation, biological process: nuclear-transcribed mRNA catabolic process, deadenylation-dependent decay. Gene Ontology annotation, molecular function: 3'-5'-RNA exonuclease activity. Gene Ontology annotation, cellular component: mitochondrion. NCBI's taxonomy places the organism in Eukaryota, Metazoa, Chordata, Actinopteri, Cyprinodontiformes, Fundulidae. Bases 211 to 1989 code for a protein of 592 amino acids. The transcript has 8 exons. The record is from RefSeq and is a predicted model, not a curated record.